This is a messenger RNA of Closterium sp. Yama58-4, 2148 nucleotides long. The record is from the annotation of a GenBank genome assembly. NCBI's taxonomy places the organism in Eukaryota, Viridiplantae, Streptophyta, Zygnematophyceae, Desmidiales, Closteriaceae.
AUGAAAGACAAAGACAUCAUAAAAAAGACGGAGAAGCGGUUCAACAACCGCAUUGGCAAGAUCUACGGCGCCUGCAGGAAGGGCUUGCGACUGUUACGGGGCGUGAGGCUGUUCGUGAUUAAGCGUGCGCCAAACGGGACCAUUCGAGCAGUGGAGCCGGACGACUUCGACACCCGCUGCCAUAGUUACGUGGCUAUGUACGGCGGCAGGAUGAAGGGCAUAGAGUGGCACCUGCUUAACGACCACCCUUCUUCCAGCCCAGCAUUCAUGGCGUGUGCGCGCCAGUUUGUGACACAGGAUGACCCAGACCGCCCACUUGGGAUCUAUGCGUCACAGCUCCAACUCAUUCUGGCAGUCGUUCAUUUUAAGCUUCGUCACCCCACUUGCAACAAGCUUCAGCUUGGUCGCACUGGUGACACUCUCGCCAUCUCCAGGCAAGCGCGCAUUGUGCAGCGCUAUAUCAACAGCAUGGGCCGGACUGAGGGCGAGUACAUAGGCAUAGGGCGGAUCUGUAUAGCGCAGUGGGUGACCAUCCCCCAGGAGGUUCUGGAUGCGGAUGUACUGAAGAAUGAGGAUGCGGAGGAUGAGUUUGAUGAUGAUGAGGUGGUAGAUGAGGAUGCUGAUGAUGAAUCUUCAAUGCUAGCUUCUCUCGCUCGUUUCCCCCCCUUCCCCCUGUCGUUUCCCCCCCCUUCCCCCUCGCGUUUACACCCCUUCCCCCUCUCAUUUACCCCCCUUCCCGCUCUCAUUCCCCCCCCUUCUCCCUUGAGUUUCCUCCCCUCCUCCCUCUCAUGUCCCCCCCAUCUCCCUCUCAUUUCCCUCUGUUCUCCCCCACAUUCACCCCAUGACCCCCCUCAUCCCCCCCCCCUUCUCCCUCUCGUUUCCCCCCCCUUCUCCCUCUCGUUUCCCCCCCCUUCUCCCUCUCGUUCCCCCCCCCUUCUCCCUCUCGUUUCCCCCCCCUUCUCCCUCUCGUUUCCCCCCCCUUCUCCCUCUCGUUUCCCCCCCCCCCCUUCUCCCUCUCGUUUCCCCCCCCCCUUCUCCCUCUCGUUCCCCCCCCCCCUUCUCCCUCUCGUUUCCCCCCCUUUCCCCUCUCGUUUAUCCCCCUUCCCCCUCUCAUUACCCCCCCUUCUCCUUCUCAUUUUCGCCCCUUCUCCCUCUCAUUUCCCCUCUUGCUCCCUCUCAUGUCCCCCCUUUCCCCUUCUCAUAUUCCCCCCUCCCCCCUCUCAUGUCCCCCGUUUCUACUUCUCAUUUUUCCCCAUUCUCCCUCUCAUUCCCCCCCCCUUCUCAAGCUCACUUCCCCCUUUUCUCCCUCUCAUUUCCCCUCAUGUGCCCCCUCAUUCCCCUCCCCCCUUCCCCCUCUCGUUACCCCCCCAUUCACCUGCUCAUUUCUUCCCCUUCUCCCUCUCAUUGCCCAAUUCGCUGCCUCUCAUUUUUGCCCCUUCUCCCUCUCAUUCACCCCCCCUUCUCCCUCUCGUUUCCCCACCUUCCCCCUCUCGUUUACCCCCCUCCCCCCUCUCAUGUCCCCCCUUUCUAUUUCUCAUUUUUCCCCAUUCUCCCUCUCAUUCCCCAACCCCCCUUCUCAAGCUCACUUCCCCCCUUUCUCCCUCCCAUUUCCCCUCAUGUGCCCCCUCAUUCCCCCCCUUUCCCCCUCUCGUUUCCCCCCCAUUCACCUGCUCAUUUCCUCCCCUUCUCCCUCUCAUUUCCCCAUUCUCUGCCUUAAAAUUUUUUAUCUCCCUUUCCCUCUCUGGCAUUCACCCUGCUUCUCCCUUUCCCCUCUCUUCCCUGCACCCUUCUUCCCGCUUUCCCCUCUCUUCCCUACACCCUUCUUCCCGCUUUCCCCUCUCUUCCCUACACACUUCUUCCCGCUUUCCCCUCUCUUCCCUACACCCUUCUUCUCGCUUUCCCCUCUCUUCCCUACACCCUUCUUCCCGCUUUCCCCUCUCUUCCCUACACCCUUCUUCCCGCUUUCCCCUCUCUUCCCUAAACCCUUCUUCCCGCUUUCCCCUCUCUUCCCUACACCCUUCUUCCCGCUAUCCCCCCUCUGCCUUACACCCUUUUCCCCCCUUUCCCCACUCUGCCUUACCCCCUUCAUCCACGUUUCCACCCUCUCUACGUUACGCCCUGCUUCCCCUUUUCCACUGUCUCCCUUAA